Pelagomonas calceolata is the source of this 2749-nucleotide messenger RNA. The record is from the annotation of a GenBank genome assembly. NCBI's taxonomy places the organism in Eukaryota, Pelagophyceae, Pelagomonadales, Pelagomonadaceae.
GUUGUCUUUGUGUGUUGUGUCGUUUAAAAGUUUCUUUCGGUCACGGUCAUGCCACGCCGCGCCGAGCAUAAUACCCGCCGAGUUGCUCGAGGUACAUUUCGGCCUUGUGCGCAGCCGUUAACGCACGCACGAACGCCGGCUCCGUGGCAACACCCGCGCACGACUCAAUGGGACCGGGGUUAUGAGCGCGCCUCGCGGCUCAAACCCCGUAUUCCGUGAGGCCCGCCGCCCACUCGUAGUUCUGGCGUUAAUGGUACUACUAUCGAUGCUUCAAAGCCAGUCUGUGGAGAUAGUAGGCGCCAUCCUGGAAGUGACGGCUCGGAUAUUUUAUUUUACCCUAGGACUUUAAGUAUCUUCGGUACCUAACGCCGUCAUACAACAAAAAUCCACGCGAUGAGUGGUGUGUCGGUCUUGCAACAUUUCGAAGUAUAUCAAAAAUCACGGGUAAGUGUAACUUUGCAGGGGGACGUACAACAUAAUUACCGUAGGUCGCCUUUGUCCAGGCUGUGGCAGAGGCGGCAACACGCCCGCAAAAUAUUGAGGUCAUGCAGAAUGCUGGUGUUAUGCAACUUUUGCGUCCACUCUUGCUAGAUAAUGUAUUGCUCGAUGAAAUAAUGAUAGCAACUUAGAUUAUUAACAUCGGACUGAUAGGUGCCAAGUAUUCAACAGUCUGCCGCCCUUGCUCUUGGUCGGUUAGCCAAUUAUAGUGAGGAUUUAGCAGAGGCAGUUGUUGGUAAUGAAAUUCUUCCCCAGCUCGUUUACUCACUCUCUGAACAGAAUGUACGUGAUGCGUUUCAUCAUUUUACAUGAAUUUCUGUGCGUAGCGCUUUGUGAAGAAGGCCGCUUCAUUUGUCCUCCGAGCAGUUGCGAAACAUUCGCCUGAUCUUGCCCAGGCAGUAGUUGAUUCUGGUGCACUGGACGCCCUAGUCCCAUGUCUUGAAGAAUUCGACCCAACAGUAAAAGAGGCAGCUGCUUGGGCAAUUGGUUACAUAGCACAACACACAGCAGAGCUGGCCCAGGCAGUCGUCGACGCUGGUACAGUUGCACUCUUAGUCCUGUGCAUCCAAGAACCAGAGAUAACUCUCAAGCGUAUAUCUGCAUCUGCCCUGUCCGAUAUCUGCAAGCACUCGCCCGAGUUGGCACAAGCUGUCGUAGAUGCUGGUGCUGUGGCUUAUUUGGCCCCGUUGAUUGUGCAUCCUGAUGCAAAAUUGAAGCGCCAAGUGUGCAGCUGUCUCGCUCAGAUAGCAAAACACUCUGUUGACUUAGCUGAGGUAAUUGUUGAGGCAGAAAUUUUCCCAAAUGUCCUAAACUGCCUUAAAGACACUGAUCCUUUUGUGAGAAAGAAUGCUGCAACCUGUAUCCGAGAGGUUGCCAAACAUACCCCAGAGCUUGCAAAACUAAUUGUAAACUCUGGCGGGGCUGCUGCCUUAGUGGAUUACGUUUCUGAAGCUCAAGGAAAUGGCAAGUUGCCCGGUAUCAUGGCGAUUGGUUACAUCGCAGCUUUCUCUGAAACACUAGCACUAGCCAUCAUUGUCUCAAAGGGUGUAGCUCCGCUGAAAGAAGCACUGGUUACAGAGCCAGAGGAUCAUAUUAAGGCAGCUUCUGCAUGGAGCCUGGGUCAAAUCGGUCGUCAUACCUCAGACCAUGCACGGGCGUUGGCAGAGGGCGACGUCCUGCGUCACUUGUUGGCCUGUAUGGUGCACCAAGACAGCUCAGAGGACCUCAAAACUAAGUCCAAACGUGCUUUGAAGGCCAUAUUGGCCAAGUGCACGCAUCUCCAGGCUCUGCAACCGCUCUUGCGUGAGGCACCGGUUAAAGUGCAAAAGUAUGUGCUCAAACAAUUUGCAUCAAUACUUCCUCAUGAUGUUGAAGCGCGCCGCGCAUUUGUCCAGAAUGGUGGAUUGCAAUUUCUACAAGGUUAGUGAGCUUGGUGCCUUUGAGUUGCCUUAGUACUUGUGUUCUUGUCCGCACAGAGCUCAACGAAACUGUUGGUGGUAAACUAACAAAAUUCAUCCAACAGAUAAAUAGCUGCUAUCCGCCUGAAAUAGUCGAAUAUUAUUCACCAAAUUAUUCGAAGCGCCUUUUAGAAAAGAUAGAAGAUUACGCUCCCAGCCUAUAGUCAUGCAGCAGCUGAACAUUGACUUGAGCACCAGGUAUUUUGGCUGGACUUCUGAUAAGCUGCCUGAGGCAGAGGGACAAGCAAGCUCCCUGGACGCGUCGGGCAAUCCUGAUGCGGCUUGUGCUGGGCUAAAUUGCAAAUCACUGGGUCAACCCGCAAUUUGCCUAAUUCACCGACCCAUCCCAGCCACGCAGAGAGGCUGAGUAACCCGGUAAAAAAAGGCAUGAUAAACUUUUCACGGUCACCUGCCCUGAGGGCAGCUAAAAACACGUACAAUAUGAUCCUUUCGGCUGUGCGCCUUCCCGCGGUCCCGCGGAUGGAUCGAAGCGCAGCUCCGGCGGCUUUCGAGCCUGGGGGGAUCGGGGGGGGAUUGGGGCGCGCUGCGCCGCCAAAGACAGCCGUCUACCGCCCAUAACUUCGCACCACCCGAUCCGUUUGUUAGGGUCGAAUGGGAAUAUGAUAGGUCUGCCGCCUCGUCCGAGGUCGGGGGCGCCGUACGCGACCACUCCGACGUAUCAUGAUUAGCCCUAGAAGCCAGCGACCCUCAGAAUGCAAUGGAAAUACACGUCUAGUAGGAUCCCAAGGUCCAACUGAGACGUAUCCAAGCACAACCCGUACUUGUAUUACCCG